AUGUCUUUGAGGAAGACGAAUCGUAUCCUCCCUUUGCCGCUUUCGACUCUUCCGUCCGCAGAACAAUGGAAGUUACCAGGGUACCACACCCUUCACCGACAAUUUACGCCUCAAAUUGUGCCUGCGCUUGAAAUGGCCUGGAAUCAUCCAAGUACCGUCAACCUCAUUCAGUUGAAUGUCCAGUCACGGUCUCAUUCCUCUUUAACAGUUUUUGUUCAGCCAACAGACACGCAUUGUUUCGACGCCGAUAACAACAAAAACACUGAGCUGGCGGAACUGGGUCAGAACAAAGACCGCAAAGUUAUAAAGAACGAAGAAGGUCUGUGCCAGGAGCUGCAUCGACUGCUUGGUGUCAAGGCCGUAUCGCCUUUCUUACCUCUCAAGUAG
Molecule: messenger RNA, 387 nt
Organism: Nezara viridula (southern green stink bug)
Lineage: Eukaryota; Metazoa; Arthropoda; Insecta; Hemiptera; Pentatomidae
Source: the annotation of a GenBank genome assembly